AUGGUUAUUGACAGUCCAAGAGAUAUAAAUGCAGAUCAAGUAACUCAAUGGUUGACAGAAGCUCAACACACGUUAGAGAAAGCUCAAAAAUUAUGUAGUAGUGCUCAAUCACUGUUGGAUUCCACAUUUCAAAAAUUAACCACUCAACUACCCGACGAAUUGCACAUAGCUGAAUUAAUCUAUGACUCCUAUCAAAAUCAAUAUGAUGUUAUUAAUCAACUAGUGGAUCAUGUCAAGACAAUCUUAAAGAAUAAAGUUGAGCAAGUUAGUGAUGACUUUAAGAAAUUACUUGACCCGAACUUAGAAAUGUUGGAAAAGGUAAUGACACAAUUAAAAAAUACAGAUGUGCCGUCAAUUAUCUUAAUCGAAGAAAAAUCACCAGAGAAGAACCUUUUAGACUUCAUUGCCACAGAAUCAACAGAAUUAAUUAAAAUCAACAUUGAAAUUUAUCGAUCAAACUACCACAAGAUUAAAAAGCUAUUGGAAAGUCAAUUGCAGAGUAAUAUACUUGAAAAAUUAAGUCAUUUUAAUAAGCAACAUCAAAUAGUUACCAAAGAAUUUGAUCAAUUGGGGCCAGUCCAAGUGGAGCUUAGAACAGCUCAUGGAAAUAUACUAGAGUCAAAACAAAUUAUUGGUACAGUUUUAAGAGAGAAUCACUCUUUGGAAAAUGAGUUAGUGUCAAUGUUAGAGAUGUUAACAAACCACUAUGAUCAAUGUAAUAAAGCUGUGAAAUUAACAUAUUCCAAAACUGAGAGCUUGAACGUGAAUCUAGAGGUUCUUGAAAAUGACGCAUCAGAAUUACCCGAAGUUUUCAAAGAAUUAAGUACUAUAUAUGAUAUUAUUGUCACAAAUGAAUCAAAGUCUAACAAAUUAUUUGAGCAAAAUAACGAUUAUAUCAAAAAUAGCGUAAAUAUUAUGAAAGAGGAGCUUAACAAGUAUAGAGAAUUCAAGACCAAGUCAAUACCAGAGUUUUUAAUGUUACUUGAUGAAUGUUUUAACUUCUUACAAAAAUGUUCAAUUUCAGAUGCAGAAUUAGUCGACUUAUCACCAUGUGAAAUAUACGCGGAAACAAUCAAACAAGUGCUAUUUCAUUAUACUCAAUUUUUAGACAUAUACAAAUCAAAAUACUUAUCAGAGUUAUAUCAUGAACAAUAUUUAUACCCUAAAAAGUAUUUGAAAAAAAUUAAUGAUUUUUUAAAUGAAGAUUUGUACAGACUACAAUUAGAAGAAUCAAAUCAUAGAAAGUCAUGGUUGACAAAAUAUGGAGAAUUUAUACCCAAAGAAUUUAAGUUGCCCGGUGAACAAGAGAUUCCAUUAGUUGUACAAGUUGUAACUCAAGGUUUAGAACAUGUUCAACAAAAUUCAAAUGGUGUUGAAGAAUUCAAUGAAGGUGAAGAAAAGCAGUUGUUAGAUUUAAUUAAAAAAAUAAAAUUACAGAAGUGA
Molecule: messenger RNA, 1443 nt
Organism: Lodderomyces jiufengensis
Lineage: Eukaryota; Fungi; Ascomycota; Pichiomycetes; Serinales; Debaryomycetaceae
Product: protein kinase regulatory subunit
Exons: 1
Coding region: 1-1443 (480 amino acids)
Biological process (GO): activation of protein kinase activity; piecemeal microautophagy of the nucleus; autophagy of mitochondrion
Cellular component (GO): Atg1/ULK1 kinase complex; phagophore assembly site
Molecular function (GO): molecular adaptor activity; protein kinase activator activity
Source: RefSeq, a predicted model, not a curated record